AUGGCAGAUGAACCUAAACCUGUUAAUGAGGAAGAUUUGAGGCAGUUAAAGGAAAGAAUGAAAUUAAUCGCUGAUGCAGACCCUGCUCAGUACCAUAAUGAAUAUUCAUUAAAGCGAUAUUUACGAGCUUUUAAAACUGUUGAUGGUGCUUUUCAGGCAAUUUUAAAAACAAAUAAAUGGAGAGUUGAAUAUGGUGUUUCUACUCUGCAAGAAAAUAAGGAGAUGAUAGAGAAAUAUUCUGACAAAGCCAGAGUGCUGAGACAUAGAGACAUAGUUGGUAGACCUAUUGUAUAUAUUCCAGCCAAAAAUCACAGCUCUAGUGAUAGAAGUAUUGAUGACCUCACAAAAUUUAUUGUUUACUGCUUGGAAGAAGCAAGCAAGAAAUGUUUUGAAGAAGUAGUGGAUAACUUGUGUAUUGUUUUCGACCUUAACAACUUUACACUUUCUUGUAUGGAUUAUCAAGUACUAAAGAACUUGAUAUGGCUUCUUAGUAGACAUUAUCCAGAAAGGCUUGGUGUUUGCCUCAUCAUAAAUGCACCAGCUUUCUUUUCAGGGUGUUGGGCUGUUAUUAAAGGAUGGCUUGAUGAAAACACAGCUGGAAAGGUUACCUUUGUUAAUUCUGAAAUAGACCUAUGCCGGUAUUUGAUACCUGAUAUUCUACCCACCGAUAUG
Messenger RNA from Brenthis ino (lesser marbled fritillary), 672 nucleotides. The record is from the annotation of a GenBank genome assembly. Lineage: Eukaryota; Metazoa; Arthropoda; Insecta; Lepidoptera; Nymphalidae.